AUAUCAUUAAAUAUGUUGAAAAUCAAGAAUUGCCUUUAAAAAGACAAGAACAACUAGAAGAUGGCAUGUGUCUUGCUUUUGUUUGUGCGGGUAUCUCAUUUAAUGUUGCCGGAAAUGAAAUUUUUCGUGCAUGGCUUCAAGAACUUCGACCAGGUUUUAAUAUACCUAGUCCUAAAACACUUGCGGGAAGGAUUUUUAACAAACAACUUAUUAAAGUAGAAGCGAAAAUGGAAAAUGAACUACAAGAUAAAAAAAAUAUUACACUUGCUCAUCGACUAAAUCUUAUUUGUAAAGAUAUUAUGAAGGAAUCUUUUUCAAAACGUAUCUUGUCUCAAGCAACAUUAGUUGCACAAUUUUUUAAAUCAUCUCAUAUAGCUAAUGCAACGCUUGAAAAUGAAAUUCAAAUUAACAAUAUUACAG
This is a messenger RNA of Racocetra persica, 420 nucleotides long. NCBI's taxonomy places the organism in Eukaryota, Fungi, Glomeromycota, Glomeromycetes, Diversisporales, Gigasporaceae. The record is from the annotation of a GenBank genome assembly.